Molecule: messenger RNA, 942 nt
Organism: Pantherophis guttatus
Lineage: Eukaryota; Metazoa; Chordata; Lepidosauria; Squamata; Colubridae
Product: olfactory receptor 9G4-like
Biological process (GO): G protein-coupled receptor signaling pathway
Cellular component (GO): membrane
Molecular function (GO): G protein-coupled receptor activity; olfactory receptor activity
Source: RefSeq, a predicted model, not a curated record
AUGGGAGUGGAAAGCAAUCGAACACUUGUUACAGAUUUUGUCCUUGUUGGAUUUACAACAGAUCCAUUUCUACGAAUUAUCUUCUUUGUGGUGUUCUUUGUGUCCUACAUCAUUACACUGACUGGGAACCUGGGUCUCAUGUCCUUGAUCUACCUAGACUCCCGCUUGCAUACACCUAUGUACUUCUUUGUGGGCAGUCUUUCCUUCCUGGAUGUCUGGUACUCCUCGGUCUACACUCCUCGGAUCUUGUCUGACUGUGUAUCCAACAAUAAUCACAUGUCUAUAGCUGGUUGUGCAGCACAAUUGUUCUUCUCUGCUGGCUUGGCCUACAGUGAAUGCUUCCUACUGGCCUUCAUGGCCUAUGACCGCUAUGUGGCCAUCUGCAAUCCACUUCUUUAUACCACUGCCAUGCCCAAGAAGCUCUGCAUCCAGCUGGUGGUAGGAGCUUACAUAGCUGGCUUUGCCAAUGCCAUUGCACAUAUUAGUAACACUUUCCGCCUACGCUUUUGUGGGAACAACGUCAUCAAUCACUACUUUUGUGAUGUGCUGCCUCUUCUGAAAAUGUCCUGUGAUGAUAUAGGAUUCUAUGAAGUCAUUCUGACUGCUCUCAUAGGUUGCAAUUGGCUGGUAACCUCAACUAUCAUUCUGAGCUCCUAUAUUGGUAUUGUAGGAGCCAUCAUUCGUAUCCAUUCGUCCGCAGGGAGACGCAAAGCCUUCUUCACUUGCUUGGCCCACCUGGUGUCAGUUACGCUAUUUUAUGGCUCCAUUCUCAUUAUGUAUUGUAGACCCAAAUCUCAAAACACUCCAAAUUGGAACAAGGCAAAUGCAUUGUUCUAUACCAUAAUUGGCCCUCUGGUUAACCCUUUCAUUUAUAGUUUACGCAACAAAGAUGUGAAGGCAGCCUUCAAGAAAGUCUGGGAGAGAGUCACAUCAUCUAAAUGA